Molecule: messenger RNA, 336 nt
Organism: Mesorhabditis belari
Lineage: Eukaryota; Metazoa; Nematoda; Chromadorea; Rhabditida; Rhabditidae
Source: the annotation of a GenBank genome assembly
AUGAUGGUGGUUUAUGAUCCGGCUUGUCGUAUCUCAUCCAAAAAGGCCUUGCAUCACGCAUACUUCAAUGGAAUCGAAGAAAAACUCGAAGAGUUGGGCUGGGAAACUCUCCCGCAUCCGCCAUAUUCUCCGGAUAUUUCUCUUUCAGAUUACCAUUUAUUUUGCUCAAUGCGAAAUCAUUUGGCUGGAAACAGGUUUAAAGAUGUUCAAGAGGUCGAAAAAUGGUUAACCGACUUCUUUGCCUUCAAACAAGCCAAUUUUUACGCCGAAGGAAUUCAUUCUUUGCAUGGAAGAUGGAAACAAAUAUUGUUAACAUAUGGUGAAUAUAUUGUUGAU